Messenger RNA from Prinia subflava (tawny-flanked prinia), 4655 nucleotides. It is a transcript of the gene ADGRB2, whose product is annotated as adhesion G protein-coupled receptor B2. Gene Ontology annotation, cellular component: plasma membrane. The record is from RefSeq and is a predicted model, not a curated record. Lineage: Eukaryota; Metazoa; Chordata; Aves; Passeriformes; Cisticolidae. The transcript is spliced from 28 exons. The coding region runs from base 41 to 4300 and encodes 1419 amino acids. Gene Ontology annotation, biological process: negative regulation of angiogenesis; cell surface receptor signaling pathway; G protein-coupled receptor signaling pathway. Gene Ontology annotation, molecular function: G protein-coupled receptor activity.
GCUCAGGGCAGGCUGCUGCCCCCCAGCCAAGCCCCUGCCCAUGUGUCCACCCGUCUGUCCGCAGGGCAAAUGCCAUAGGAUGACCGCUGCUGGUCCCCUCUUACUGGCUGUGAUAUCGUCUGUCCUGUGGCUCACGCGGGGCUUCGACCCGGCUCCCAGCGCCUGCUCCGCCCUGGCCUCCGGCGUCCUCUACGGCUCCUUCUCCCUCAAGGACCUGUUCCCCACCAUCUCCUCGGGCUGCUCCUGGACCCUGGAGAACCCCGACCCCACCAAGUACUCGCUCUACCUCCGCUUCAACCGCGAGGAGCAGGUGUGCACUCACUUCUCUCCCAUGGUGCUGCCGCUCGAUCACUACCUGGCCAACUACACCUGCGACCCCCGGGGCGAGGCCAGCCCAGCGCCCUCCCGCCAGCACCCGGAGCAGCAGCAGGACGAGGAGGAGGAGGACGAGGAAGCCGAGCUGGAGCUGUGCGAGGGCGCUGGGCCCUUCACCUUCCUGCACUUCGACAAGAACUUCGUGCAGCUGUGCCUGGCGGCCGAGCCCGAGGCGGCGCCGCGGCUGCUGGAGCCGCAGGCGCUGGAAUUCCGCUUCGUGGAGGUGCUGCUCAUCAACAACAACAACUCCAGCCAGUUCACCUGCAGCGUGCUGUGCCGCUGGCUCGAGGAGUGCCUGCAGGCUCCCGGUGCCCGCCGCUGCGGCUUCACCCACGCCGGCUGCAGCUGCCAGGCCGAGAGCCCCCCGGUGCCCCGGCGCGGUGGCACCCGAGCCCCGGCCCCUGCGCCCACCCCCGCGCCCCCCGACCCCGGCUGCUGCCCCACCGAGCUGCAUUCUGCCAGUGCCGACGAGCUCGACCUGCCCGAGGUGCCGCACGGCAAUGCGGUGGAGGAGAACCAGAAGGUGAAGACCCAGUGGCCGCGGUCAGCGGAUGAACCCGGGGUCUACAUGGCCCAGACAGGGGACCCCGCGGCGGAGGAGUGGUCGCAGUGGAGCGUGUGCUCGCUGACCUGCGGCCAGGGCUCCCAGGUGCGGACGCGCUCCUGCGUCUCCUCCCCGUACGGGACGCUGUGCAGCGGGCUGCUCCGGGAGACCCGCACCUGCAACAACACCGCCACCUGCCCAGACAGCAAGUGGGGCCCCUGGAACCACUGGAGCCUCUGCUCCAAGACCUGCGACACCGGCUGGCAGCGGCGCUUCCGCAUGUGCGAGGGCACGGGCAUGCAGGGCUACCCCUGCGAGGGCACCGGCGAGGAGGUGAAGACCUGCAACGAGAAGAAGUGCCCAGCCUACCACGAGAUGUGCAAGGACGAGUACGUGAUGCUGAUGACCUGGAAGAAGACGGCUGCCGGGGAGAUCAUCUACAACAAGUGUCCCCCCAAUGCCACAGGGACUGCCAGCCGCCGGUGCCUGCUGAGCCCCCACGGGGUGGCCUAUUGGGGUGUGCCCAGCUUCGCCCGCUGCGUCUCCCACGAGUACAGAUACUUGCAUCUCUCACUGCGGGAGCACCUGGCGAAGGGCCAGCGGGUGCUGGCAGGGGAGGGCAUGUCCCAGGUGGUGCGGAGCCUGCUGGAGCUCAUGGCCCGCAAGACCUACUACAGCGGGGACCUGCUCUUCUCCGUGGACAUCCUGCGCAACGUCACCGACACCUUCAAGAGGGCCACCUACAUCCCGUCCUCCGAGGACGUGCAGCGCUUCUUCCAGGUGGUGAGCUUCAUGGUGGACGCGGAGAACCGCGACAAGUGGGAGGAUGCCCAGCAGGUCUCUCCCGGCUCCGUGCACCUGAUGAGGGUGGUGGAGGACUUCAUCCACCUGGUGGGGAACGCGCUGAAGGCUUUCCAGAGCUCGCUCAUCGUCACCGACAACCUGGUGACCAGCAUCCAGCGGGAGCCUGUGUCCGCCGUGUCCAGCGACAUCAACUUCCCCAUGAAGGGGCGGCGGGGGAUGAAGGACUGGGCCCGCAGCUCCGAGGACAAGCUCUUCAUCCCCAGGGAGGUGCUGAGCCUCGCCUCGGCCGAGGCCGAGGAGUCGUCGCACUUCGUCAUCGGGGCGGUGCUGUACCGCACGCUGGGGCUCAUCCUGCCCCCGCCCAGGAGCCCCCUGGCCGUCACCUCCAAGGUGCUGACGGUGACGGUGCGCCCGCCCACCCGGCCCGCCGAGCCGCUCGUGCUGGUGGAGCUGUCCCACAUCAUCAACGGCACGUCCCACCCGCAGUGUGUCACCUGGGACUACUCGAGGACGGAUGCUGGCUUGGGAAACUGGGACACGGAGAGCUGCCAAACCCUGGAGACCCUCCCGGCGCACACCAAAUGCCAGUGCCGCCAGCUCGCCACCUUCGCCGUCCUCGCCCAGCUGCCCAAAGACCUGGCCAUGGACCCCUCGGGGACGCCGUCAGUGCCACUGAUGAUCGGCUGCGCCGUGUCCUGCAUGGCCCUGCUGACCCUGCUGGUGAUCUACGCCGCCUUCUGGAGGUUCAUCAAGUCGGAGCGCUCCAUCAUCCUGCUCAACUUCUGCGUCUCCAUCCUGGCUUCCAACAUCCUCAUCCUGGUGGGCCAGUCCCAGAUGCUCAGCAAGGGCGUGUGCACCAUGACCGCCGCCUUCCUCCACUUCUUCUUCCUCUCGUCCUUCUGCUGGGUGCUGACCGAGGCCUGGCAGUCCUACCUGGCGGUGAUCGGCCGGAUCCGGACACGCCUGGUCAGGAAGCGCUUCCUGUGCUUGGGAUGGGGCUUGCCAGCCCUCGUGGUCGCCGUCUCCGUGGGCUUCACGCGGACCAAAGGCUACGGGACAGCGAGCUACUGCUGGCUCUCACUGGAGGGCGGUUUGCUCUACGCCUUCGUGGGACCCGCUGCUGUCAUCGUGCUGGUGAACAUGCUGGUGGGCAUCAUCGUCUUCAACAAGCUCAUGUCCCGCGAUGGCAUUUCAGAUAAGUCCAAAAAGCAGCGAGCUGGGGCAUCGCUGUGGAGCUCCUGCGUGGUCCUGCCUCUGCUGGCGCUGACCUGGAUGUCGGCCGUGCUCGCCAUGACCGACCGGCGCUCCAUCCUCUUCCAGGUCCUCUUCGCCGUCUUCAACUCCGUCCAGGGCUUCGUCAUCAUCACCGUGCACGGCUUCCUGCGCCGAGAGGUCCAGGACGUGGUCAAGUGUCAGAUGGGGGGGUGCAGGAGCGAGGAGAAUGAAAACUCGCCCGACUCCUGCAAGAACGGGCAGGUGCAGAUCCUGACAGAUUUUGAAAAGGACGUUGACCUGGCGUGUCAGACAGUGCUGUUCAAAGAGGUGAACACCUGCAACCCCGCCACCAUCACGGGCACCUUGUCCCGCAUCUCCCUGGACGGGGACGAAGACCCCAAGCUCAACACCACCUCGGAGGGCGGCCUGGGCUUCUCCAGCCUCCCCGGGAACAUCCCCCCCGCCAGCAUCCUGGUGCAGGUGCCCAAGAUGACUCCCAACGUGGUGGCCGGGCUGGGCGAGCUGGGCGAGCCGCCGGCGCAGCAGCUGGGCCUGGAGGCGCCGGGUCCCGUUUACCUGUGCACGGAGAGCAGCCUGCGGCCCCUGGAGUACGGCUGGAUCCGGGCCCCCGAGCCCCCCCGAGAGAGCGAUUACAUGAUGCUGCCCCGCCGCACCGGCAGCCUCAAGCCCUUCCCCCGGGACGAGGCGCAGCUCGGCGGCGGCGCGGAGGAGGCGGUGCCCGGCGGGACGGGGCGCCCGGCGGCAGAAGGGGACGCCUACCCCGGGUUUGUGGCCGUGGAUCACGUUAACGUGAACCUGAACCAGCCCUACGCCACGGUGAAGGCUCCCUACGGCCUGCAGUUCAAGCAGCAUCCCACGGUGAGGCAGAUCCUGGCCUCGGAGCUGUCGGAGCGCAGCCGCACCAUGCCCCGCACCGUGCCCGGCUCGGCCAUGAAAGUGGGGUCUCUGGAGAGGAAGAGGUUGCGGUACUCUGACCUGGAUUUCGAGAAGGUGAUGCACACACGGAAACGCCACUCCGAGCUCUACCACGAGCUCAACCAGAAAUUCCACACGCUGGACCGGUACCGGGCCCCAUCCACCGGCUCCUCCAAGCGAGAAAAGCGGUGGAGCGUCUCGUCGGGAGGCGGGGACAAGAGCACGGGCAACGACGUGACCAGCCCCGAGGAGCAGCGGCCCAAGGCUCCGGCCGCGCCGCCCAAGCCAUGGAGCACAUUCAAGGCGAUGACGCUGGGCUCGCUGCCCAGCGCCCAGCGGGACCGGCUGGAGCUGUGCCGGGCAGACUGGGACAGCCCCUGCGCCGGCCUGGACGCGGCCGACGGCGAUUUCCAGACGGAGGUGUGAGCCCCGAGCCCGCCGCCGCCGCCUCCGCCCCGCCAGCCGCCGCGCUGGGUCCGCUCCGUGCUCCGGGGCAGCCGAGGGGGGGUCCCUGCCUAGCCGGAGCCGAUGUCCCCCCCUCGGGAGAGCCGCUUCCCACUCGUCCUCUCGCGGUUCCUCCUCCUGCCACCCCCCGGACGCGGGUGUGGAGGGGACCCGCGCCCUCCUUCCCCCCGUCCCAAAAUGCUCCCCCACGCUCACGCCUGCACCCUCCCCCCGGGGCAGGACCGGCCGUCGAGGCCCUCAGACCUUCGUUCUUUUCUACCGGGAUGUUCCUUCACGCCGUGCACCGUGUGCACGCGAGCGGCCGCCCCCCGGGACC